AUGUCUUCAUCACUACUCCGUUCCGCCAGCCCCAACGUCCGCGUAGACGAUGAUGUCUGGGAUAUGAUCUUUCCUGACGCAAAGACCACAAAGAACAAGAAGGCCGCCGGAGAUACCGCUCAGACCCCCGACCCGAUCACCGCCAAAGACAUUGACAUCCGAGACUGGUACUUCACAGACCGCAAGAAACUCGAGUCCGAGGACAACCGUAUCAAAGUCUUCAUCGACGCCGAGCUCAUUACAACAAUCUCGAAACCACUGUUUCGAGCGACUUCGACAAAGACCGGCGAACUCCUUGUGAACGACACGACCAUACUACUCGCAGCCGUUGAUGCGGAUGCAGUGUCUAGACUCAUCAAAUACCUCGAGGACAUCAUUGCGAAUCCGGGCAUGCUCCCGCCAUUCGUCCUUUGUCUACCCCUGACAAUAUCUCUGGACGUAUGUGCUGCGGCCUCGGCCCUCGGAAUGGACAAAUACGUCGAUGAUCUAUACGCCCAGUGUGAAGACCUCUUGAAAACGUCCCUACCCUCUUGGGCGACUAUCGACGCCAUUACUUCAUAUGCGACAACAACACCGCACUUCUCCCGCCUCUUCCGCAUCAUGAUAAAUAGCCUUGCUUCACGCGUCUGGAAUGAAACAGCCUCCAACGUGGAAGUCUUCCAGAUCCAGUUGACUCCCGUUUUCGACAAGGCGAUCAAAAGGGCGAAUGAGAAAUACAGGACCCUUUCUCAAAGAAGGGUGAUGUAUGAGAGACAUGAGCGCUUUUCGCGCAGAAUGGUAGCAGCUGGGUAUGGAGAAUGGGAUUGGGGGCGGAAGGUGGUUGGGAAGAAAGAUGAGGCGGGGGUUGAGUGGGAUGAGUAUCAUGGGCCUGCUAGGAGAUCGCAUGUAUGA
This is a messenger RNA of Alternaria hordeiaustralica, 891 nucleotides long. RefSeq lists its product as uncharacterized. The coding region runs from base 1 to 891 and encodes 296 amino acids. The record is from RefSeq and is a predicted model, not a curated record. The transcript has a single exon. NCBI's taxonomy places the organism in Eukaryota, Fungi, Ascomycota, Dothideomycetes, Pleosporales, Pleosporaceae.